This is a messenger RNA of Beta vulgaris subsp. vulgaris (sugar beet), 2986 nucleotides long. Its product is annotated as zinc finger CCCH domain-containing protein 46. The record is from RefSeq and is a predicted model, not a curated record. Gene Ontology annotation, molecular function: metal ion binding; RNA binding. Bases 331 to 2472 code for a protein of 713 amino acids. NCBI's taxonomy places the organism in Eukaryota, Viridiplantae, Streptophyta, Magnoliopsida, Caryophyllales, Amaranthaceae. The transcript is spliced from 9 exons.
AAUUUUUUUAAUUAAAAAAAUCUUUUUUUUUUUUUUUUUUGAGGGGAUCUUGCAUUUUAGUUACAUUGACUAUUUCAAUUUUUUUUUUUUAAAAAAACUUACCCUUAUCAUUAUUACUACCUUUUUUAUCUAACAAACUUGCUCAAAUUUCCAUUUCAUUUUUGCUCUUCCUCCAUAAAUUUGAAACCAUCUCUUUCAUUUCAUCUCCCCCUAAAUUCUUCUUCUUCUUCUCUUCUCUCUACAAAACACUUCUUUUCUUUUACUUUUGUUUACUCAAAAACUAUAGUAUAGUAUAGUAUAGAACUUAUAGAGUUACAUAGUAUAGUAUCAAUGGAGUCAUAUGAAGCAACAAGAGCAGUAUUUUCUAGAGUACAAACCAUAGAUCCAGAAAACGCUUCAAAAAUCAUGGGUUACAUACUUCUACACCAUGGAGAGAAAGACAUGAUACGUUUUGCAUAUGGUCCUGAAACUCUUAUCAUUUCCAUUGUUAACCGAGCCAAAACUGACUUAGGACUUUUAUCGAACACUUCAUCUGCACAACUUGUUACACACCCUAUUACCAUAUCUAGACCUAACCCACUUUCACUUUCUCUCUCAUCUCCAAGAUUACCCAACAAUGGCUUCAACCCAUCUUCUCCUUCUUCUCCUUCACUAUGGUCUUUAAGCCCUACUACUAAUAAUGCUUCUUCACACUCUUUAUCUUAUGCUGCGGUUGUUAAUGGAACUUGCAACAACAACAACAAUAGUACUACUACUAAUGGGUCUUUCUCUUCUUCUACAAUUGGGUCUCCCCAAAUUGUUAAUUCUAGAGAUAAUAACCUAAAUUUUAUGGAUGAUUUUCAUCAUUUGCAACAACAACAAGAACAACAUCAAAAUCUCUCUUUUUUGAAUGACCCAUUAAGUUUACCCUCGAAAAAUGUUGAUUUUUUUGAUCAAUCUAUGGAUUUAGCAAUGAGUCCUGGUUGUAGGAGUGAUUCUAUGGUUUACCCAUAUUGGGAAAAUUCGAGUAGUAGUGAAAAUAAUCAUAAUAAUAACGCUCAUUUUCAUCGUAGAAGUGCUUCUUUUAAUGAUAUGUACUAUGGAACUGAUGAUUCUACUUCUGGGUUUGGGUUUAAACCUUGUCUUUAUUAUGCAAGAGGGUUUUGCAAAAAUGGCACAACUUGUAAGUUUGUUCAUGGUGGUGGUAGUGCUACUUUUUCUGAUUCUGCUGAUAAUUCUUCUGCCAUUGUUGGUUCACCUUGCAAAUACGACGUCGCUUUUGAGCAGUGUCAAGAAGAGAUUUUUAGGUCUAAAUUUGCUCAUCAACAAAGAUUGGCUGCUCAGUUGAUGUCUACUGGAAUGAAUUUACCUUACAAUAAGUUGAAUUUUCUGCAAAGUGAAGCACAAAGAUCUGCAGCAGCUGCAUUGAUGAUGGGUGAAGAGUUUCAUAAACUUAACCGUGUUAGAAUGGCAAGAAAUGAGUUCUCUGGGAUGGAUUCGAACCCGGGUUCUAGGCAGAUUUACUUGACAUUUCCUGCUGACAGCACUUUCAAAGAAGAAGAUGUCUCAAAUUAUUUCAAUCUUUAUGGACCAGUUCAAGAUGUGAGAAUUCCAUAUCAACAGAAGAGAAUGUUUGGUUUUGUUACAUUUGUGUAUUCUGAAACUGUGAAGCUGAUUUUAGCCAAAGGAAAUCCUCAUUUUGUCUGUGAUUCUCGUGUUCUUGUUAAACCUUACAAAGAGAAGAGCAAACUUCCAGACAAGAAGCAACAUCAACAAAUGGAAAGGGGAGAUUUUGCUUCAUGUUCUAGCCCUUCUGGGCAUGAUUGUAGAGAUCCUUAUGAUUAUCAGCUUGGUGGGAGAAUGUUAUACAGUACUCAAGAGAUUUUGCUGAGGAAAAAGUUGGAGGAACAAGCUGAUUUACAUCAAGCUCUUGAACUUCAAGCUCAAGGAAGAAGGCUUAUGAAUCUGCAACUUAUGGACUUGAAGAAUCACAAUGCAUCUGUUGGAUCUUCUAGUCUUUCUCUUAAUCUUCCUCAGGAGUCCUCGAAUCAAACCUCGCCACCGCCCUCGUCGAAUGGGAUCAAUCAAGAUUUUUCAGAAGAAAAUAAUGCAAGUUCAACUUUUGCUGCAUAUGAUCAGCAAGUAGCUGAGGGAGUCAAUGAAGUUCUGAGUGAUUGCAAUGGCACUGUCCAAAGUAAGGAGGAUUUACCCAAAACUGAAGAAAGUGAGCUGGUUGAAAGUGGCUUAGAGCACAUCCUUCCUGACAACCUCUUUGCUUCUCCGAAGAAAUCGGCUGUCUCCGAGCAGCGAUCAUCAUCGCUUUUCCUCCCGGAACUCGAUAAUGGUUCUGCGAAUGCAAUGCCUGGUUCUUCUUCCGCUCCUAACACUGACUCAUCCUUGCCUGCCUCAUCUCCCCUUAGCUUGGCUCCUCACAAAUCUUGUUUCUUUGAAAUGCCUAGGCUUUCGACCGGGCAAGGGGCUUUAGGAAUGUAGUUGUAGGUUCAAUCAUGGACAGCGACUUGGGGAUUUACCUUGCUGAAAAGUUUGACAAUCAAUAUGCAAGAUAGAAAGGAAAGGAGAGAAAUCCCCAAAGCUGUACAGCCAAAAACCCAACCCAUACCCAACAUCAAAGAUUAAAAAGAUCAAGUAGGAAGGUCAUCUCAGAGAUCACUAUCAUCUUUAUCAUCAUCAUCAUCAUCAUUAUGAUCAUCAAAUACAUAAUAAUAGUUUUUUUUUUAUUUUUUUUAUUUUUCUUAUUUUGUUACAAGAAUAGAUAAAUGCAUACUUAGAGGUACAGAUAGACUGAUUUUAUGAGAGUGGGGGUCUUUCAUGACUUUUGUACCCUCUCUGUAGGUGUGUACUGGUACUGGACCACACAAAGGAUAAAAAAAAAAAGAGCUAGUUAUUUUACUACUAGUAUAUGAUCUAAAAGAAAAGGGCUAAGUUUUUAGUGGUAACUUUUUUAUCAUAGUUUUUAUAUAUAAUAGAAAUUCUACCUUUUCUUGCU